AUGGAAGAGUAUACAGAAGUUUUUGCGUGGGGUGGCGAUCAUUUUGGACAAUUAGGACUUGGAACAAAACAAGCUAGUAAGACAUAUCCUGUGCCGAGAUUUUGCAGCUUUAAUGUGCUAAUAAAAGAUAUUUCAUGCAGUGAACAGCAUUCAUGCUUCAUAACUCAAUCUGGGCAUGUUUUUACUAUGGGAAGUAACAGUGAAGGAAGAUUAGGGAUUGGCGAUCAAUCAGUUAAACAAUGCCCUUCUCCUUGCUUAGUAGAAUAUUUAUCUCUUUAUAGAGCAUCAUCUGUAUCAUGUGGAUGGGGUCAUACAGUAGUUAUCACAGAAGAAGGGUAUGCUUUUUCAUGGGGUGUUGGAGAAUUUGGAGCUUUAGGUAACGGAACUUCAGACACACAAUGAUCGCCUGUAAAAGUUAAAAUACCCGAUUUUAUUCGAUGCAAAAAGGUGUCUUGUGGAUCUCGCUUAUUAUUUUUUCCAUCUUUUCAUUAUAUUUUUUUAAAAUUUUUUUAUUUUUAAAAUUAAUAGAUCUCGGCAUACUGCAAUUCUGGGCGAUGACGGCUAUGAAAGCGGAAUUUUAUUUUUAUUUGGUGCCGGAGAAGCAGGACAAUUAGGCACAGGACGUCGAGAAAGAGAAAUGCUCCCAAUAAGAAUUCAAUCAAAUGAAGAAAUUCUGCAAGUAUCUUGUGGAGUAUUUCAUACUGGAUUUAUAACAAAAUCAGGAUCAGUCUAUAUGAUGGGAGGAAAUUCCUUUGGACAAUUAGGCCUUGGCAAUAAAAAAAGUGUUAGUAUUCCAAAACAGGUUCAAAAUCUUGAUGGGAUUUUUAUAUCAAAAAUUGCUUGUGGAAACCACACAGCGGUGCUAAGUGACAAAGGCCAAGUCUAUGUGUGAGGCACUGGAAUCUUUGGAGAAUUUCUAGUGCCUCAAAGAUUCAGUUUUGCAAAUCCAAUAAGAGAUAUAGGAGUUGGUGGGUGCUUUGGCAUGGCAAUUGAUAAUAACUUUUCAGUAUAUGCUUGGGGAUCAAAUUCAAACGGUGAACUUGGAACUGGAGACUAUGAAACUCGCGUAAAGCCUGUCCCUAUUAUAGGUCUACAAGGCAAACAAGUAAAAUUUAUAUCUUGCGGAUCGAAUUCCUGUCUAGCGCUAGGAAGUGACAUAACAAAAGGUCGUUCAUCUCAGCCAAAAUCCAGAGAAAAUACCCCAUUAAAGACUAAAACUCCUCAGAAAAAUUCAGAAAUAAAAGAAGCAAAAAGUGUGCAAAAGCCUUCCUAUUUAAAAAGAAGACUGUCAGCUGAGCAAUCUAAUAAGAAGCAUUUAAAAAGAAAUGGGAGUUUUGGAUCUGGAGAUAAAUUGGAAAAAUUAAAAAAUGAAAUAAAAAGUCCAUGAAGAUAUGAUGGUAAAUCUGCACCCAUCAGUGUAAAUAAAAGCUUUUCUUAUAUUCCACAUAAUAAUCAUGAAGUGGAAACAGAAAUUUUUUCGAAAAAUAAUCAGAUUGAUGAAUUGAAUUUGAGACUGGAUCAAGUUAUGAGAGAGUAUAGAGCUAAUCGAGCAGAAUUGCAAGCUGUAAGCGAAGCUUAUGCAGAGCUGAAGGCUAGCAGCCAGCAUAUGCAAAUAGAAAUUGAUGAGAAAAUGAGAUUAAAAGAUGACCAAAGCUAUCAACAAUCAAGAUUGUUAGAAAUAUCUGCCAUCAAUCAAGAACUAGCAAGGGACAUGUCAAUAUUAAAGAAAAACUUAGAAGAAGCUAACCACACAAACUAUUUAUCAUCCACUGAAAACAAGUCUUUAAAAGAGGAAAAUAUGAGAUUAAAGCGAUCAUUGGAUGAAUUCAUUCAUCAGUCAAAAUUAGAAAACCAAAAACUUGAUAUGCUAACUCAUACAAAAACUGUCAUAAAUAAAAGAUUUUUUAAAAAUAUGUAUUUAUAGUUUAUAGAAUAAUUUAUUUGUUAAAGAAAAGGAGUCAGUUAUUUUAGAAAACAGAGACUUAAAGGCACAGUUAGAAGAAGAAAAAAUAAGGCGAAAGCAGAUUGAAAGAGACUUUGAAGCAGCCAACUCUCAUAGACGCAGACUAGAUGAUUUAUUAAAUAUUUCUCAAAAUAAGCUUGAAGAAGUGCAAAAUUUAUCGCAAAAUAGUUUUGAUGCAUUGCAAGAAGAAAUUAGACAAGGAAAAUUAAAAAAUGAUCAAAAAGAUUCACUAAUUGCUCAACUUCAAUAUAAGCUGGAAGAAAUCCAAAAGUUGUCUCAAAGCAGCUUCAAUUCGCUGCAAGAAGAAAUUCAUAAGGGUAAAAUUCAAAUCGAUCAAAAGGACUCAUUAAUAGCCCAGCUUCAGUAUAAUUCAGAUAAUUUUAGCCAAGAAAAUGAAAGAUUAAGGCUAGAAAAUAUGCCUAGUAAAUAUUUUUAUUGCAAAAAUAGCACUCAAGACCAAUAUUUUAAUGCAAAACUUUAAUUUCCUUCCUUUAUUAUGUCAAUUUUUAUUAAGAGUUAUUAACCAUAUAAGUAAAGUACCUAUCAAAAUAUAGAAGAAUAUAAAAAUCUACUCGACAAUAAGUCUGUAGAAAAUGAAAAUAUCCAAAAUGAGCUCAAAGAAGCAAGAUAUCAGCAAUCAAUACUUCAAGAAAAUCUUAAAGAAAAAGAAAGCAUCAAUCUUGCGAUAUCAGCUGACAUAGAAUCAAUAGGAAAAGAUUUAUCAGAUAAAAUUGCAGAGAGUAAAUACCUCAAAAGUUCAUUUGAUGACAUGAAAUAUGAGAUUGAAAAGUUGCAUCAGCAGCUUGAAGAAAAAAAUGCCCUUUUAGAUCAGGUAACCAAAAUAGGUGAGGAUUGGAAAAAUCAUUAUAAUCAAUCAGAAUUUGAUAAGAACAAGCUUUCUGAAGAACUUGCUGAUUUGCAGAUGAAAAAUCAACAGCUUUUUGAUAAUUUGCAAAAAGAAUUAGCUCAGAGGGCUAAGGAGUACAAAGAAAGGGCAAUUACUUUGUUGAAUACCCCUAUGAGAUCAAUUCCACUAUCGCCUUAUGGCAAGCCAUCUCCUGCAUCUAAAAGCCCAAGAAAUCGUUCUCCUUCUAUUCAUGAUAUUGAAUCUCUGCCUCAUUUUAAGGAAGAUUAUUCUCCAACUUCCCCUUCUAAAUCUCCAUCAAGAAAAGAGCUGCAAAAAGAGCACCAAGAUCGUCUAUAGCGCUUUCCCGAGGAUGGCACAGAAUGGCGCCAUCCUCGGGAAAGCCAGGAAGGCAUCCACACGGGAACUGGGAGUUCCACGUGUGGAUGCCAUUUUGACAUGUGGAAGUUGGAUCCCACAUGUCAAAAAUGGCAUCCACACGUGGAACUCCCAGUUCCCGUGUGGAUGCUUAGUUGACUUUCCCGAGGAUGGCGCCAUUCCGCGCCAUCCUCGGGAAAGCGCUAUAGCUUCAACUGCUUCAAGGCUGAUGGAAUCUACCGAAGUUGAAUCACCAUUGAGGCAUUUACGAGUUUCAUCUCCAAGCAGAAGAUCGCCAGAAAGACCAUCACCGUUUAAAUCUAAAGAAAACACAUCUGCUACUUUUACUCCAAUUUAUAUCAAUAUAAAUUUUUAAUAAUUUUAUGUUAAGAUUUUUAUUAGUAAAAUAAAAAAUAUUUACGUUUGGAGGGAAGAUAGAUCUCUUCAAUCCACUCCUUCUAAAACUGAUGUAAAAGCUAAAAUCGCUGCCCUAAUGGAAUCUCGAGCAAGAAUCGAGAGACAAAUGCAAGAUUUGAACUCAGAAAAUAUUUAA
This is a messenger RNA of Blepharisma stoltei, 3738 nucleotides long. The record is from the annotation of a GenBank genome assembly. NCBI's taxonomy places the organism in Eukaryota, Ciliophora, Heterotrichea, Heterotrichida, Blepharismidae.